AGCUGCUCUCUGCAGAGGCUCAGCGGGGAUCAGCUCCGUCCUCACCGGCUCUCAGUGCUCCAUCCCCGGCCAGCUGACGGCCUCCUCCCCGCUGACACUGUUCCUCCGGUUAACGCUGCUUGUGUCUCUUUAACGUCUCCAGUGAUGCGGAAGCGGAACAACUCAGAGGACAGCGGGACCACCGGCACUCUGCUGGACACAGACCCGGACCUGAAGCAGCGUCCCGCCAGGGGGGGAGCCGCGGGGCCCGCGGCGGGAGGCCGGCACGGCCCGGGAGAGGACGGAGGCAUGGGGAAACCCUUCAGGAGGUUGGGUCUGGUGGGAAAACUGAAGAGGAUCAUGUUGUGGCUGCUGGUCGUCUACGUCGCCAUCCCCUUCAUCAUCAAACUCUGUCCGUCCAUCCAGGCCAAACUUGUCUUCCUCAACUUCGUGAGGAUGCCAUAUUUCAUAGACCUGAGGAGACCUCUGGACCAGGGACUGAACCACACACACAACUUCUACCUGGAGCCUGAGAGCGGCCUGAAGAUCGGAGUCUGGCACACAGUUCCUGCUCAAAUGUGGAGAGAAGCUCAGGGGAAACAAGGCGACUGGUACGGCUCCACAUUUAGCUCCUCCCACUCCGUCAUCCUCUAUCUCCAUGGAAACGCAGGGACCAGAGGAGGAGACCACCGAGUUCAGCUCUACAAGGUCCUCAGCUCGUUAAGUUACCACGUCGUCACGUUUGAUUACAGAGGGUGGGGGGAUUCAGAUGGAUCGCCCUCAGAGGGGGGGAUGACAUCAGACGCUCUCUUCAUCUACGAUUGGCUGAAACAGCGUCUGGACAACAAAACACCUCUUUACAUCUGGGGACACUCGCUGGGGACAGGAGUCGCCACAAACCUGGUCAGACGUCUGUGUGACAGAGGAAGUCCUCCUGAUGCUCUGAUCUUAGAGUCUCCGUUCACCAAUAUCAGAGAGGAGGCCAAGAGCCAUCCCUUCUCCAUGGUGUACAGAUACCUGCCCGGCUUUGAUUGGUUCUUCCUGGACGCCAUCACAGCCAACAACAUCCGCUUCGCCAGCGAUGAGAAUGUGAAUCACAUCUCCUGUCCAGUGUUGAUCCUCCAUGCCGAGGACGACAGCGUGGUUCCUUUCCAUCUCGGCAAAAAGCUGUACACCCUGGCGUCCCAGGCGAAGAGCCUCAGCGGUCACAAGGUUCAGUUUGUUCCGUUCCCAUCCUCUCUGGCCUACAAGCACAAGUUCAUCUACAGGAGCCCAGAGCUGCCAAACAUCCUUAGUGAUUUCCUCGGCACGGCUCACCAACAGACGGACGACUCAGCCUGAGAACACACACACACACACACACACACACACACACACGUUAGCAUUUGUUUCCUGACGAGACUGAAGGUUGUCGCAUGAAAUGAACAACAAACACAUCAUUCCUUUUAUUUUCCAUUCCUCUCACACCAACACUGGCUUCACAGCGCACUGGGUUGCCAUGGUAACUGGGCUCACAGCGGAGUGUGUUUAACGUACUGUAGAUGGAGGAAGACGGUGAUCAAACCAAACUGGAGAACGAACAGAGACGAUCGAUCUUUUUAAUAUCUGAUCUUAUUGUGUGAUUUUUAAAUUUUUGUUUUGGGUCCAUCUGAUGGCGUUUCUUUUCUGGGUUUGAAGGCCUGUUAUGACUUGAAUAUGAAUUAUGGAUUAAAUAUUUCUUGUUUUAUGA
Epinephelus fuscoguttatus (brown-marbled grouper) is the source of this 1708-nucleotide messenger RNA. It is a transcript of the gene abhd12, whose product is annotated as abhydrolase domain containing 12, lysophospholipase. Gene Ontology annotation, cellular component: endoplasmic reticulum membrane. Gene Ontology annotation, molecular function: phosphatidylcholine lysophospholipase A1 activity; monoacylglycerol lipase activity. Bases 145 to 1320 code for a protein of 391 amino acids. Gene Ontology annotation, biological process: phosphatidylserine catabolic process; monoacylglycerol catabolic process. The record is from RefSeq and is a predicted model, not a curated record. NCBI's taxonomy places the organism in Eukaryota, Metazoa, Chordata, Actinopteri, Perciformes, Serranidae. The transcript has 13 exons.